AUGGAGACCGUAGUGGUGAUUGUGGGAGCUGGACCGGCCGGUUUAGCAACAUCGGUUUGUCUAAACCAACACUCAAUCCCAAACGUGAUCCUCGAGAAAGAAGACAUCUAUGCAUCCCUUUGGAAGAAACGAGCGUACGAUCGUCUCAAACUUCACUUAGCCAAAGAAUUUUGCCAGCUUCCUUUCAUGCCACACGGUCGUGAGGUUCCAACCUUUAUGUCCAAAGAGCUUUUCGUCAACUACCUUGACGCUUACGUUGCCCGUUUCGACAUCAACCCUAGGUACAACCGUACCGUGAAGUCCUCAACGUUCGAUGAGUCCAAUAACAAGUGGAGGGUCGUGGCCGAAAACACGGUAACCGGAGAAACCGAGGUGUAUUGGUCGGAGUUUCUGGUGGUUGCGACCGGGGAGAACGGAGAUGGGAAUAUUCCGAUGGUGGAGGGGAUUGACACUUUUGGGGGAGAGAUUAUGCACUCGAGUGAGUACAAGUCCGGUCGUGAUUUUAAAGAUAAAAAUGUUCUUGUGGUCGGAGGUGGAAAUUCCGGUAUGGAGAUUAGUUUUGAUCUUUGCAACUUCGGAGCUAAUACGACCAUUCUAAUUAGAACUCCAAGACACGUGGUGACUAAAGAAGUGAUACACUUGGGGAUGACACUUCUGAAGUAUGCUCCAGUGGCGAUGGUCGACACAUUGGUGACGACUAUGGCAAAAAUUUUGUACGGAGAUCUCUCCAAGUACGGACUCUUCCGACCAAAACAAGGUCCUUUCGCCACCAAACUCUUUACCGGAAAAGCUCCUGUCAUUGAUGUUGGAACUGUCGAGAAGAUUCGCGAUGGCGAGAUUCAGGUUAUCAAUGGUGGGAUUGGAAGCAUCAACGGGAAGACCUUGACGUUCGAAAACGGACAUAAACAAGAUUUCGAUGCGAUUGUGUUUGCUACUGGUUACAAAAGCUCCGUUUGCAAUUGGUUAGAGGACUAUGAAUACGUGAUGAAGAAGGAUGGAUUCCCCAAAGCACCGAUGCCAAAACAUUGGAAAGGAGAGAAGAAUCUUUACUGUGCCGGAUUUUCAAGAAAAGGAAUCGCCGGAGGUGCUGAGGAUGCUAUGUCUGUAGCCGACGACAUCAGAUCUAUCUUGGCUACCUUAAAAAAUAAUUGAAGCUGUAUUCAUUAACCUGCAAGAUAUUAAGACUUAAUAAUAAAAUGAAAGAGAGAAAAAAAUAGUAAGAGGUAAGAAUAUCUAUAUAUCUACUCUAGUGCGCC
Molecule: messenger RNA, 1256 nt
Organism: Arabidopsis thaliana (thale cress)
Lineage: Eukaryota; Viridiplantae; Streptophyta; Magnoliopsida; Brassicales; Brassicaceae
Gene: YUC10
Product: Flavin-containing monooxygenase family protein
Exons: 4
Coding region: 1-1152 (383 amino acids)
Biological process (GO): auxin biosynthetic process
Molecular function (GO): flavin adenine dinucleotide binding; NADP binding; indole-3-pyruvate monooxygenase activity
Source: RefSeq, marked reviewed